Drosophila biarmipes is the source of this 1923-nucleotide messenger RNA. It is a transcript of the gene Ent1, whose product is annotated as equilibrative nucleoside transporter 3. Bases 238 to 1680 code for a protein of 480 amino acids. The record is from RefSeq and is a predicted model, not a curated record. Gene Ontology annotation, cellular component: plasma membrane. Gene Ontology annotation, molecular function: nucleoside transmembrane transporter activity. The transcript is spliced from 4 exons. NCBI's taxonomy places the organism in Eukaryota, Metazoa, Arthropoda, Insecta, Diptera, Drosophilidae. Gene Ontology annotation, biological process: nucleoside transmembrane transport.
GCGUAUUUUUGUUUUUAUUAUUGUUGCUUAACUCGAACAAAAUUCCUCGGUUUUACUCACUGAUUGCACUUUGAAUGCACAUGCACUGAUUAGUAGACACAUAAGUAAACACCAGCCAAUGCAGGAGCUGUGAAAACAACUGAAGAUCUGUUUCUGAAUGAAAUAGCGCAAAGUCGUCGAUGGCGUUGUAAAUUAAUGAGUAAUUCUUCGGUUCGCAAAUAACAACAGUGCACUUUAAUGCCGGAAAGCAGUGAGACGCGGCCACUGGUCGCCGCCCAGGACGAGGAUGACGAGAUCCUGGGCUCGGAGGGCAGCUUCGUUCCCGCCUUUCGGCCGCAGGACCACCAGGCGUACAACCUGGCGGAUGAGCGAUGCCUCCUGGAGCGCCAGCAGGACGAGGUGGUCCUGGUGUCUAAUGAGCCUACCGGCGGCCGCCUCUUCACCUACUUCGUGUUCUACCUGCUGGGCAUUGGCACCAUGACCCCGUGGAACUUCUUUGUGACCGCCGAAGAUUACUGGAAGUACAAGUUUCGAAAUGCAUCGAUUAACGCCACCGAUCUGGACGAGGAGCUCACUCCGCUGCAGAAAAGUUUCACCUGCGACUUGGCUUUGACUGCCACUAUCUCGGGAACUACCUUCCUGCUGCUAAAUGCCAUCUACGGGCACCAUGUUUCGCUGCGCACCAAGAUGCUGGGCACGCUGUGGGUGAUCCUCGUAUUGUUUGGGGUCACCACUGGCUUCGUGGAGGUCAACACAGACACCUGGCAGGAGCAAUUCUUCCUGAUCACGCUCAUCAUUGUGGUGCUACUAAAUGUAUCUGCUGCUACCAUGUCUGGAGCCCUUUACGGAGUCGCUGGACUGUUUCCCUCCGAAUUCAUCACCGCCGUGGUCAGCGGGCAGGCCUUGGGAGGUAUUCUCACUGCCUUGGCCUUCAUUCUUGUGCUUGCUUUUGACACGGGCCCGAACACCACCGCAUUCAUCUUCUUCAUCGUGGGCGGAGUGCUCAUCCUGCUGUGCAUUGUGUGCUACGUGAUCCUGGCGAGACAGCCCUUCUUCAGGUAUUACCUCGAGGGUGGCGACAAGUACAAGGUCAUCCGGGCAGUGCCUUCGCACAGCCGCAAUGAAGGAGCCGAGGGCUUGCCGCUUGAGCCAAUUCUGCGGCAGGUCAUGUCGAAGAUAUAUUUGCACGCCAGUUGCCUAGCGCUUCUCUACACGACCACACUGUCUGUCUAUCCGGCGGUUACAGUGCUAAUGCAGUCUGAGCAUGAACACAGCGAGUGGACAGAUGUCUACUAUCUGCCCGUGGUAAAUUAUCUGAUCUUCAACUGUGGUGACUACUUUGGGCGUCUGUUUGCUGGCUGGCUGGAAAGACCCACCAACCAAAACACAUCGCUGUUGUUUAUCGUAGUGCGCAUGGCGUUCGUCCCGUUCUUCCUGUGCUCCAACUCCAGCGAGCACAACUUUCUGCCCGUUUUGGUAAAACACGACUACUCGUUCAUUGCGAUGAUGGUCAUGUUCGCCUUGUCCAAUGGCUACUUCACAAACAUACUACUCAUAAUGGCGCCAAAAAGUGUGAAGCAGCACGAAAAGGAGCUGGCUUCCUCAAUCAUGGCGGCCGCCUUGAGCUGCGGCAUGGCUGUGGGAUCGCUGCUCAGCCUGGUAUUUGUUCAGAUGCUUUGAUCUCGCCGAAACAUGAGUCUGCCGAUGGUGCCUUAGGAAAUUAUAGAAAUUAUAGAAUCUUUAAGUUGAUAGUGUCUUUUACCUGAUAUUGUUUCCAUAUCGUAUAAGUAAGAGGUGUUUUCGAAGUUGAUACUAAUUCUGCUCGACUCUUUUUUACCAUGUUUGUUUCAUGUUGCCAAGAUGUAAGUUUUAAUGUUUUUCUUAUGUGCUAGGAAUAAGAACAUUUUUUAACCACAUUCAAAA